Molecule: messenger RNA, 630 nt
Organism: Vitrella brassicaformis
Lineage: Eukaryota; Vitrellaceae
Source: the annotation of a GenBank genome assembly
GGGUGAUAUAGGGGCUGCAAUGCAUUGAAUCAAUCAGCACACGACGCUGAGUCACCAACGCAGCCAGACAGACAGACAGACACCCACCGCCCAUCCACACACACAACACACAGAGAGAUAGAGAGAGCGAUAGAGAGACGAACAGCCAGAGAUAAAACCACUCACCCACUAUGCCCCAUUCACUAUGCCCCAAACUGCACUAGCUGGGCAAAGCAACGCGGUACUGCUUCUGCAGCAAGAAGUGCUUCUGCCAUGAGACCAGACACUUCGCCUCAAAGGCCUCCUUCUCCUUCUUGCACUGCUCAGCAUCGCCACCGUGCUGGUCCAAACAUGCGAAGUAGACGUCACGGGCCUCCCAGCACUCCUUCCUCGAGAAGGCCUGCCUCGCGUCAGCGGCCUGAGGCGUCUGUUUGCUUGUGCUCGUGGCCUCAUCCGGUGCUGGGCUUGCUGCCGCCGCAUCCGUGCUUGGGCUGGAAGAGCUCCUGCCCCAUAAGGGCAUGCCGAAAUGGGCUCCCGAAAUGGGCUCGCGGAAAGGGGAUCUGAGAGAGAUCGAUCAAAUCCACAGAUCUUCUCGAGCGCUUCUUCAGGCGCUAUUCUACAUAAUUUUCAGGCCUUCUCGCGCCUCAUUCC